UAUCUACGUCAAGUGGCCCAGGUUUGCCUUGGACCAGCCUUUAGUAAUGCUGCUAUAGGGUUAGACUGCUGGGGGACCUCCUAUGACACACUGAGCUCCUCUCUCUCUCCAUCUGUGUACAUUCAUGUCCCUAAUGCGUGUUAGCUUCUUCCUUGAAGUCCUUGUGCUUUCUCACCUUGCAGAUUUCCUCGGAUUAUGGUCGCACCUGGAUCGUGGCUGCAGCUGCUGCUGUGGUCCUGCUCAACACCCUGCACUGCUACUAUUAUUUUAUUUUAUUUUUAACAUUAUUUUUUGGGGCUUUUUUGGCCUUUAAUGGAUAGAACAGUUGAAGACAUAAGAGUGGGAGAUGGGGGGAUUACAUGCAGCAAAAGGCCUUGGGUCAGAAUCGAACCCAGGACUGAGCCUUAGUUAUGGGGCACACGCUCUACCAGCUCUGCAGUACCCAUCAGACAGCAGAAGGCGGCAGCACGGCGUCCCAAUCAGAUUGAGACACCAACCCCAACCCCACCAUUACAUCUGUCUGCAGCUGCUUCACUGCAGCUCCGACUCCAAAUAGGAAGCUGCCGCGCUGCUGUUGGGUUCCUCCCCAGGUAUACGAUGCACCUUCUGGUUCUGGUUCUCAUGUCGGCUGGGGGCACUGAAGGCAGGGGGGUGGGCGGCGGCUGUCCAGCUGUGUGCCGGUGUGAAAGCGGCGGGACGCUGCAGAGAGUGGACUGCGUGGAUGUCGGGCUGACAUCAGUUCCCUCCAACCUGAGCAGCUUCACCUCCUCUCUAGAUGUGAGUAUGAACGAGCUGUCGGAGCUUUCUGCCCACGUCUUCGAGAGCCUCCACCUCCUGCUCGAGCUCCGGCUGGCAGGAAACAGUUUGACGAAGAUCUCUAAAGAAGUUUUCAGAGGACUAAUCAGUCUAAAGCUGCUAAGUCUACAGAACAAUCAUCUGAAGAAGGUUCCGUCUGAAGCUUUACAGAACCUCAAGAACCUGCGUUCUCUACGUCUGGACGCUAACUUGCUGUCCCGUCUGCCGGCUGCCUCCUUCAGAGGCCUGCGGUCUCUCCGCCACCUGCGGCUGGAUGACAACGUCCUGACGGAGGUUCCCGUUCUGGCUCUCAGGGACCUGCCGGCGCUGCAGGCUCUGACUCUCGCCCUCAACGACAUCCGCCACGUCCCUGACGGAGCGUUCAGCUCCCUCGGACAGCUGCUGCUGCUAGAUCUGAGCUUCAACAGGAUCAGCAGUUUCCCUGCAGCCAUCAGACACCUGAACAACCUGAGAGAACUGAAUCUCCAGAACAACAACAUCUCAGUUGUCCCAGGAAACAGCUUCUCUGGAAAUCCUUCCAUCGAGGCGAUAAAUAUCCAGAAUAAUCCUCUUCACACUGUGGGACACUCGUCUUUCCAGCUAUUGCCAGACCUCCACACUCUGUCGCUGAGUGGAAGCAGCAUCACAGACUUCCCAGACUUCACUGGGACCAACAGACUGGAAACCCUCUCCAUCACAGGCAGCCACAUCUCCACCUUACCUGACAACAUGUGUGAGGAGCUGCCCCACCUGCAGAGGCUUGAUCUGUCCCACAACCUGAUCCAUAGUUUGCCCAGCUUCAGCAGCUGCAGAAAUAUACAAAACAUCGAUCUGUCCUCCAACCGCCUCUCCUCUGUCUCUGUGAUGAGUCUCACUCACCUGAAACAGUCUGGACACCUGCAGCUAAGAGUCUCCCACCAACGCCAGCACAGACUCAGGAAGUCCGAUCAGCUGUUCACAUUUACCUGUGUGUUUCUUCACUGUGAGUCUACCAGCUCUGAGGACAGCAACAGUCCGUCCACAUGUCGCCUGGACUCAUUGUCUCUCUGGCUCCUUCACUUCAUCUUCAUCGUCUCCAUCAUCUUCAACCUGCUGCUCCUGGUCUCCCUCCUCCACCUCGUCCUCCCCCUCCCACCUCCCAACACCUCCUCGCAGGCCUCUCUGCUGCCAGCAUCGUCAGCACAGACAGCAAGGACACUGAUCCAGGAUCUGGAGUCCCCAUCUUCCUCCUCUCUCUGUCCUCUUAGGUCUUCAUCUCAAUCAUGAUGGCGAACAGAACAAAGAGCUGCUCUCAGGUCAGCUGUGUGGUCGUCUGCAGCUUUGCUCUGACUCUUUUACUUCUAAGUGAAGGCUCCCCCGUGUGGUACAGAUAGGCCAUUGCAGAUAGAUGUGGCGGUUCUAUACAGAUGGGAGUGUUAGGGAAAAUAGCUACAAAGUAGAGAUGAAAUGCAAACAGAUGUUCCCCUUUGUCCUCAGUGACAGAAAUGCCCACAACACUUGUCCCAGCCUCAACUACAGAAGAACAAUGGACAUUGUUCCCUGCUGUCUUUUCUUAAAUUUUAGGGCCUAGUCACUUUAGAUUACUUUUAAAGAUGUUUUUUAACUCUUGUGUUGUCCUCGGGUCAAAUUUGACCCGUUUUCAAAGUUUUUUAUAUGUGAAAUAUGGGUUUCUUUCAA
Messenger RNA from Sander lucioperca (pikeperch), 2472 nucleotides. Its product is annotated as leucine-rich repeat-containing G-protein coupled receptor 5-like. The record is from RefSeq and is a predicted model, not a curated record. Lineage: Eukaryota; Metazoa; Chordata; Actinopteri; Perciformes; Percidae. The transcript has 15 exons. Gene Ontology annotation, cellular component: plasma membrane. Gene Ontology annotation, molecular function: protein binding. The coding region runs from base 598 to 2061 and encodes 487 amino acids.